Messenger RNA from Bipolaris oryzae ATCC 44560, 1527 nucleotides. RefSeq lists its product as uncharacterized. The transcript is spliced from 3 exons. Bases 1 to 1527 code for a protein of 508 amino acids. The record is from RefSeq and is a predicted model, not a curated record. NCBI's taxonomy places the organism in Eukaryota, Fungi, Ascomycota, Dothideomycetes, Pleosporales, Pleosporaceae.
AUGGACGAAGACUCUAGUGGUCUUCGAAACGAUAUCAUUACCUCUACCACCUCCUUGGAUGACUUUGAUUGCUCCUCAAGCAUACCCCCGCCUACCAAAAGACCUACGAAACAAUCGCAUCACGACAGCUUCUUCGAACUUGCACGUUUGAUGAAAGAGAAGAAACCGUAUACUGCCACUCCAAAUCUGACUUCACGCCUAUCGCUCCCUACUGGGCCAAACAGUUCACACUCUAGCGAUCGUAUUCUCCAUGCAGAUCGCGCUUUUUCCCACUCGACGAAGCCCUUCACUGCGCCAGAGACUGUCGCUGAAUUUCUUGAGAAGCAAGAGUUUGCUUCUCCAGCCAAUUGUUCAAAAGAUGCUAUCACGGGCCACCUGUUUAAAAAGGAGGUACAACCCCAGAAUCGAGUGGGUGACAAAGUUGGUCUCAGCCUUGUAGACGAGAGUGUAUGUUCGCACGAGGCACAGCCAACCAUAUCUCCGAGCAGUGACAUAGCGUGUCUCUUAGACCUUGAGCCGCUUUCACGCGUGGUACCAGUCGAGUCAUCAACCUCUACUGAAUCCCUUCAAACGCCUCGACUAGCACAUCAAACCAAGACUGAUUACAUAACGCAAUUGACAAAACCAAUAUGGCAUCCCAUGAGGAAUGACUUUGAUGGUGCAGAGGAACACAUGCCAAUUCUCGGACUACACAUUCCAGCUCUCAAGCAAAGUGACGAAGAAAUAAGAAGAACAAAGGACGAUGAAGAGUCGCAGUUGUGUAGGCUGAAGUAUCGAAAUGAAGUUAACAAAGACCAGAAAGCAUCAAUGUGCCGACUCUUGGCUGAAAAGGAGAAUCAGAUCAAGACUCAACAGCUAGCACUUGAUACCGUGGCUCAGAGAAUGGCAGAACUAGAGGCAGAACUUGAGGGCUUGGGAAAAGUGACUGGGGAGCGCGAUUUCCUGUGCGGCACUGUCGCGAAACUAGCCCGUGAACGAGAUGAAGCCUUGCAAGCCUCUACCAGCGCGCAAGAUUAUCAAGCCCACAUCCAAAAGCUUACCGAUACUCUUGCGAAGUUCAAAGAAGUCAACAUCGAGCUACGUCGAAAGCUUGUACAAGAAAGCCUCAGUAGGACUACUCUGGAAGAUGACAAUGAAGAUCUCAAAGCCAAACUUCACGAAAAGACCAGUAUUUGUAACCGCCAGCGCGACCAGCUAAGGACUACCGAACGCGAACUUCAGAUCUCUGAAAAGCGUGUCAGCGAUACAAAGAACGGUCAGUUGUUGCAGGGCGCUGCCCAUCUUGUCAAGCCACACAUGAAUGCUGAGCUGCCCAAGACGGUGGUUGCAUGCUCCGAGUGCUACGCCAAUAAUCUGGAGUGCGAUAGUAAGGCGAGGUGUCGCAACUGUACCGAACGUGGCGUAUCGUGUGGACGUUGGAGGUGCUCAAUGAAGCACAAGCUGGGCGACUGUCCUCUUACACCAUGCAAACUCUCGCACGACUCACAGGGCUGGCUUAUUCUACCAAAAGAAAGGCCUCAAUGGUGA